AUGAAUGAAAGACUUUUUCGCUUACCAUUUGAAUCAAACGAUGAUGAGAUUGGCCCGUGGGAUGUUUUGCUCAGUAGUGAUGCAAUUGCAGAUAUGAAAAAAUUAGAGCCCCUUGCAAUCAAAGCAGUCAUGGAGAAACUCAUGCAAAUAUCAAGCGGCAAAUGGAAUAAGUAUGGAUUGCAACAUACUGUACAAUCUUGCAUUGUACCUGUUUAUGAGGUGGAACUUCCAGAUUAUGGUGGCUUGAAGAUUCUCUGGCAAGUUGAUUAUGGAUUUUCUAUUCGUAGAAAUUCACUCAUGCAACAUGUGGCGAUUUGGACAGUCACUGUAAACCAAGAGCAAAUCAACGAAAUAUUAGAAAAUGUUUCAUUACUUCAUCAAGUCUACACUCCUGAGCAUAAAUGCUGGUGCACAUUGCAACAACAGAUUGGCAAAGGUAAUAUCAUUUUACCAAAAUCAUCUUUUGGAGAUGAAGAAACAACAAAAUCUACCCAGAGCAGAUUGAUGAAGAACCAAACAGAUAAUGAAAAUUUGUUGAAGGUCCAUGAAAUGCUUAUCACAAAUAAAUUUGUUCCAUUAUCAAAGAAUUUAUUUAGGUCACUUGUCAGGGGUGGUACUAAAUUUACUUUUCAGGUAUCUAAGCUUGAGUAUGAAAUUAUUAACCAUCCUUCAUCAGCAAUUGUCAUUGGUCGUUCUGGAACUGGAAAAACCACAUGCAUUGAGUUUAGACUUCUUGGUUCAUAUUGGGCAAGUCAACUCAAUCAGAUGUCAUCUUCAAAUGACAAUAAUUCUAAUUCUCACAAAAGGCAAAUAUUCAUUACAUUGAGUAAACGCCUAUGCUGUAAAGUAAAAGAAGAUUUCAAUGAACGGUUAGAAGCAGCAGAAUCUGGUAAUGAAAAGAUGACUGAGGCUCAAUUUAAUGAGUAUGCAAAAAGAAAAGUUUGUAGCAAUAUUGAUAUGAAAAAUGUGACAAAACAGGGAAAGGGAAAUAUUGUGGAUUAUACUCCAAACUCAUUCAGUGAGCUUGAAGAUGGCCAUUUUCCAUUGAUAAUUACAUAUGAAACAUUCAUUAAAAUGCUUCUGAGAACUUAUGGCAUUAAUCUAUUGAAUCCAACCAAAAAACCAAAUUUUGAUACAGAUGACUAUGUCUCAGAUGCAUCAUGGAAGCAUUUUGUAGACUACAGACUCUUUGCAAAAAAAUAUUGGCGUCAUUUCAAUGAUUAUUAUAGAAAGCACUUUGAUUGUGGGCUGGUUUUCUCUGAAUUUUCUAUCAUUAAGGGCUUUAAUCCAGAGGGUGAAUACCUAUCAAGAGAAGAUUAUCAAGUCAUUAGCACUAAAAAAUUUUCUACAUUUCGCCAUUAUCGUGAUGAAAUUUAUGAUUUAUUUCUAGAAUAUGAAAAGAAGAAAGCCCGGAAUUUUGACUAUGACUCAAUAGAUCAGACAAUUGCUAUCUUAAAUCAUGCCAGGAAGGAACCACUUGAUUGUUUGCAAAUUCAUGAAGUAUAUAUUGAUGAGUGUCAGGACAACACCAUUGUGGAUUUAGCACUUAUUUUAAAGCUCUUUGAACAUGCUGACAACAUUUUUUUUGCUGGAGAUAUAGCACAAUGUAUUUCAAAGGGAUCAUCUUUCCGAUUUCAAGAUCUGAAGGCUUUGAUAUAUAAAUGGGAACUUGAUCGAUCCAAUCGACCUAGUGUCAUAAUGCCAAAGCAGUUUGAAAUGAAUAUUAAUUAUCGUUCACACAAUGGGAUCCUUAGACUUGCUUCAUCAGUAAUUGAUCUCAUCACUCACUUUUUUCCAGAGUCCAUCGACAAGCUGCCACGUGAGUAUGGUGAAGUUGGUGGUCCUCGACCAAUUGUUUUUGAAGGAUUUGAGGAUGGGAAUGAGUCAAGUAAUAAUGGAUUUGGUGCUAGGCAGAUCAUUAUUGUACGUGAUGAAGAAGCUAAAGAGCAUUUGAAGAAAAAAAUUGGCGAAGAAUUUGGAUUGAUAUUGACUGUGCUUGAGUCCAAAGGCAUGGAGUUUGAUGAUGUAUUGUUGUAUAAUUUCUUUGCUGAUUCACCUGCAUGUUCAAGGUGGCGAGUAAUUUUCUCUGCUUUUGGCAACCAUUCAAAAGGAAUUCAAAAAUUUUAUCAUGACAAACAUUGUAUACUUUCUUCAGAGCUUAAAAAUCUUUAUGUUGCAGUGACAAGAGCACGUCAGAAAAUUUGGAUAUAUGAUGAAAACACUGUAUCAAGGGAACCAAUUUGCAAGUAUUGGGAGCACCAUGGAUUGAUCAAUAUAAUUAAGAAUGUAUAUGGAAAUGAAAACUAUACUUUAUCUACUUUGGAGAAGGAAGAGAAAAACAGUACAUAUCAAAAGCAAUCUAAUCUGGUAAAAAAUUUUCUGUCUACUUUGGCUGAGAAAAAGAAAAGCAGUCCAGAUGAAUGGGAUAAACAAGGAGAGAUUUUUUUUGAAAGACAGCAAUAUGACCAGAAAAGUGGAAAUAAAGAGAAACACAAGCUAGCAGAAGCAUAUCUUCUUCAGCAGGUUGCUAGAGAUUCUAUACAUGAUUGUGAUGAUGCUGCUAUUGUGAACUCCAAUUUCAUUCGUGCUGCUGUGGCCUUCAUAAAAUGUUCACUACCAAUUGAAGCAGCUUCAUGCUAUCAGGAGAUUGGUAUGCAUGAAAAAGCUGGUGAUAUUUGUGUAGAGUGGAAUAAGUUUGAGCAUGCUGCUAAUUGUUAUUCUAAAGCUGAAAAAUGGGAUAAAGCUGGUAAUAAUUUUCAAAAGGUGGGGAUGUAUAAUAAAGCUUUUGUUGCCUACAAAAAUGGUGAAUUUUUUGAAAAAGUAGAAGAUUUAAUUCAUAGAUACAGACAAGAGAUUGAUGAAAAUCUUAUCAAUGAUCAUUAUCGCUCUAUUGCCAAAGAACUAUGCUCAUGUGGUAAGUUUGAAGAGGCCACCAAUAUUAUUAUCAAGAAUUUGAAAGAGAUCAACUCAGAAGACAUCAAUGUGUUAAAGUGCUUCGUACACCUAUGCAGAGUCAAUGUGAUAACAAAUAUAAUGACAGAUUUAAAUGUCAAACAGGAAGUGGGUAAACUUCUUUCCAAGGCAAAUGAUUUUAUAAAGAAAUUCAAAUCAGAAUCUGAGCAAUGGAAGAGCUUGGCAAAGGAGAUUCAAUUAUAUGUAGCUUAUUUAAAUCAAGACCUCAAUAAUGUUUAUGAGUGUAUGCAAUUCUUUAAAGGUCGCAAAGAACUUGUUGCUGAAUUUUGUGCAGUAAACAUAUAUCUGCAAAUCAUUCCUCAAUCAGCAGAAUACUGGCAUGAACGAUUGCAACGUCUGUUAAGGUUAUGUGAAUUAACUUUUGAUUUUAUAGCAUCAGAUCAAAACACCAACAAUAUUGAGAAAAUUUUUUUUGUAAAUAAAGUUGAAAAUUAUCCACGUAAAUGGAAUAUAUUUUUAGGUAAUCCACUUCUUCAUGUAUGGGACAAAAUUCAACAUAAAAUCAUGAGCUAUUGGCAUGUUUAUGAUAUGAAUAGUUUGCACAUGAAAAUGAAACAGUUCCUUGCCUCACAUAUCUUUGAACUCAUCUGGGAUGUUGAUCAGAAAAGUAGAUACAUUCCAGAUGUAAGCUCUCAUAUCUGUCAAUUUCUUCCACCCUGUCAAAAAUCAGGUUGCAGAAAUCAUCAUGUAAUUCCAACAUCAUUAAUUCUGCACCAACGCUUGAAGCUUGCAAGUCUUAAUUAUACUGUUAUUAGACAGUUGAAUGUAAUGUACAAUCAACAUGGGCUUCUUAGAGAGGAGCAAAGUAAACAAGUUCCUGGAAUACAAUGGAGGUGGGCUGAAAAUCUGGUUAAAUUUCAUAUUCGUUAUCAAUCACCACAGAUAAGCUGCCCAGAAAUAACUCAAAUGAUGCUUUCAGAACUUCCUAAACACACACAUUCUGGUUUUAUCAGUUAUAUUCAAAAUAUAACUAAAGAGCUCAAGGUUGACAACUUUGCAGUCAUGCUAAAAUGCAUAUUCAUUUUGCAACAGUUGAAAUACAAACAGGGCAUUGAUAUGUUUGAUUUGGAAAUGUCAAAAACAAAAAAGCUUUCAUACCAUGAAGAUUUACCCAUUGGUUUUGAAGGGUACCAUGGGUACAUAUAUUAUGAAGUAAUUCCAGUUGGAAAGCGACUUUCAUUAUUCUUUGAGCAUCUCUAUAAAAACUAUGUUAUUGAUGCAAUCUUACAUGCAAGUGUGUUUAUUCAAUAUGCUUUAGACAAUGUCAAAUCUGUCCAAUUGGAUAACCCUGAUGCUUUAGGUGAUCUUGUAUCUCUUAUGGAAUUUAAAGUGUCUUUGAUUUUCAUGGCUGGUCCUGAACAUUAUGAUUUUUGCCUUCCUCGAGCAUACCUUGUUAAUUAUUUUAAAGCAUUCACCAUGAAACCACUUUUCUUUAAAUUUAAUCAACAAAAUACUUAUUAUAAAGAGGACUAUCUAGCUGCAAUUGAUCAUUCUUUUAAACAAAUUAAACAGCUUCUGAAACAAGGGGGUGAUUUGAGUAUUACCCUUCGACUUAUAAGGCUCUUGGUUAUCAUCAGCUUGAAUGUAUCCAUUUUUGCACAAGAGAUCUUUGAUUUUUUCAACCACUUAAAUAAUAAAAUCUCUUCUCCUAGGGCCAGAAAAUAUCUCACUGAAGACAGCUCACCUUUUCAACUUAUGAAUGUUUUGAGUAAAGACUUAAAUGAGAAUGACCUUGACUCUCUGGUCAUUGUCCAUUAUGAUUGUGGAGGCACCUCCAAAUUUUUCAACUAUGAGAGCCAAGGUAUUAUAAAGCUUUCACACUCUUCUUCUAUUAAGGAAUUUCACUUUGCUCUUCAGCAAAUCAUAUCAUCAGUAGCUACCAGCUCCAUGUCUGUCACUAUUUUUAAUGAAGAUGAGGAUAAUGAAAUCAAAUCAUGGUUUCAACAUUCCAAUGAAUCUGCCACAAAAAUCCAAACUUGGAUUCGUCAUGCUCUUGAUCAAAAGAAGCUUCAAAAGAAGCUUCAAGAGAUUUACAAUGAAAUAAUAACUUUUUGUCAGGGUGCCCUGAUAAAGAAAAAAGAAAAGGCAUUACACAAAUAUAUCAUUCUCUUGAUAGAUCCAAUGGUGGAUGUGACUGCAAAGUUAAAUAAAAUGCAAAGUAAAAUGGAUGCAACCAAAGACAAAUUGAAUAUAACCAAAGAUAAAUUGAAUAACAAUAAAGAUAUGGACAAAGUUGAAGAAUGUCUUAACCUGCUGGAAAAAUUCAAUUACACCCAUUAUGAGAAUGUUAAGAAAGCAUUAGAUUCACUGUCAACAACAACUGAGAAUACAAAAGAACUUGAAAAAGAAAAUGUUGAAUGGCUAGAAAAUAAAUUACAAGAGGCACAUGACUUAAUUAAUCAGGUUUAUGAAUGGCUUGAUGCAAAGAUGAUGUAA
Entrophospora candida is the source of this 5409-nucleotide messenger RNA. Lineage: Eukaryota; Fungi; Glomeromycota; Glomeromycetes; Entrophosporales; Entrophosporaceae. The record is from the annotation of a GenBank genome assembly.